Messenger RNA from Ostreobium quekettii, 1662 nucleotides. The record is from the annotation of a GenBank genome assembly. NCBI's taxonomy places the organism in Eukaryota, Viridiplantae, Chlorophyta, Ulvophyceae, Bryopsidales, Ostreobiaceae.
AUGGCUGACCAGCCACCGGGAAUUGGGAAUGGCGUGCAAUCGAAUGGCUUCGCCCACGGCCACCACCCGGGCGGCAACAACGUCGUCGUGCUCGACUUUGGUUCGCAAUACACGCAGCUGAUCGCGCGUCGCGUGCGCGAGAUCGGUGUGCACUCAACCCUCCUGCCCGGGGACGCUUCUGCGGAUCGGAUUUUGAACGAGGGCGUCGGGGCUGUGAUUCUGUCAGGCGGGCCGCAAUCGGUGACGCAGCCCGACGCCCCGCGGUGCCCGCCCGGUUUUCUGGCCCUCUGCGCAUCGUCCAGCGUGCCUGUGCUGGGCAUCUGCUAUGGGAUGCAGCUGAUGGUGGACUCUCUAGGAGGCGAGGUGCGUCCCUCGUGCGAGGAUGGCGCUGAGUACGGCCGCAUGGAGGUCGAUACGGCAGCCGGGGCAACCCUGUUCGCAGGCGAGGGCUGUGGGGGAAGGCAGACGGUUUGGAUGAGCCACGGCGAUGGGGUCGUGCGCUUGCCGGAGGGAUUUGCGGCGGUGGGCACCAGCAACCAGGGUGUGAUUGUGGCCGUGGAGGACCCAAAACGUCGAUUUUUUGGCUUGCAGUAUCACCCUGAGGUUGUGCAUUCUGAGAACGGCCGAGCCACGCUUCGACACUUUCUGAUGGGGAUCUGCGGGCUGGUGGCAAACUGGAGCAUGCAGAAUGUACUGGACGACCAACUGAGACGAGUACAAUCACAGGUUGGCCCACAUGCACACGCCAUCUGCGCCCUUUCUGGUGGAGUUGACAGUGCUGUGGCUGCCGCCCUUGUUCACAGAGUCCUGGGAGACAGGCUGCACUGUGUGUUUGUGGAUCACGGCUUACUCAGAUACAAGGAGCGUGAACGCGUAUGUGAGAUGUUCAGCAAGCACCUGCACCUCAGUGUGACCAUAAUGGACCGCUCAGAACAGAUGCUUGCCAGGCUGGUGGGGGUCACAGAUCCGGAGGCCAAGAGGAAGGCCAUUGGUGCGGAGUUCAUCAAGGCUUUCCAGGAUUUCAGGGAUGAACUCAUGCAACAGCAGGAAAUCAAACCAGCUUUCCUAACUCAGGGUACUCUGUAUCCGGAUGUCAUCGAAUCUUGUCCACCACCUGGCAGCGGAAGGACCCACAGCCAUACGAUCAAGUCUCAUCACAAUGUGGGCGGUCUCCCGAAGGACCUGCAAUUCGAGUUGAUUGAGCCUCUCAAGGAACUGUUCAAGGAUGAGGUGCGGCAACUUGGGAGGCUGUUGGAUGUGCCUGAGGACUUCAUCAGGCGGCACCCCUUCCCAGGGCCUGGCCUUGCUGUACGCAUUCUUGGCGAUGUGACCAUUGAAAACAAGCUAGAUGAGCUCAGGGAGGUUGAUGAGAUAUUUAUUGAGUCGAUAAGGGAAUUCGGACUGUAUGACAAGAUUUGGCAGGCAUUCGCCGUCUUCUUGCCUAUUCGCUCCGUUGGGGUCCAGGGAGACCAGCGCACGCUCUCUCAUGUUAUUGCCCUCCGUGCGGUUACCAGCAUGGAUGGCAUGACCGCUGAUUGGUACCCUUUCGAGCCCAAGUUCCUGCAAACCGUGUCGAGUAGGAUAUGCAACAAGGUCCGCAAUGUGAACCGGGUGGUGUACGACGUGACGAGCAAGCCCCCAGGCACAAUCGAGUGGGAGUAA